AUGCCUGAGGCCGAAGUCACGUGCUUUGACGCGGGAAUUGCUGUUCGGCCUCAUCAUCGCGGCUGGGCUCUUCAUACACCCUCGACCACGUCCGCAAUGGCGCCCUCCUCGCCGGCCGUCAAACGACUAUUCUCAUCCCUCCCUGAGCAGCCGACUGACGAUAAUGCUAAACGGAUAAAGCGCCCAUACCACCAUCACCAUCGCUUACAUGUGCCAGUCAACCCAGGCUUGUCGGAGCCAGCUAUCACCGAUGACUCCUACGUCGACCAGGUGAUGAACCGCACCAUCAGUCAUUCAUUACGAGAGUGCGGAUUCGAAAUCGCCGAUCCGCUAGCCCUAGAGAGUUUCCGCGAUGCCGCAGAGGAGUAUCUUCUGAAGCUAGCAUCAUAUGUGCGCGCAUCGAUGCUAUCAAGUCGGCGCUUACAACCCAUACCGAAUGAUUUCGAAUACGCCUUGAAGCGGCACCACCUGCCUGUGAAUUCCCUUAUUCCAUACCUGCAGCCUCCCCCGAAGACCGAACCUAUCCCAACACAGCUUCCGAGCCCUCCACCCGAAGAGGAUGAUGAUUUCAAGAUAUUACCCAACCUUGGGCCGCAGCUGAGCGGCGAAGAUGAUCGUGUUCGAAGUCCGUAUAUUCCGAAGCAUUUCCCGGAGUUCCCGAGCAAACACACAUACCGCCAUACACCUGUCUUCACCGAGCGAGAACGAGAUCCGAGAAAAAUACGUGAACGUGCAGCGGAUGACGGACGGCAUGGGGAGGAAGCUUUGCGUAAACUGGCUCGGGCGGCUUUCAAGGACAACCAACCCGGUUCGGGUGGCCGCGACAGGAAGCCGUGGGGUCGAAAAGCGGAGAGUUUUGACAGCAUGUUUGAGAAAACGGUCAGGGGUAUAUCCAAGAAAGCGCUUAAGAGUGCCGCUCCGAGCGGGCCUAACGUGAUGGACGUCGAUACUGCUGCCGAUACCGAGACGAAACAGAGCAGGUCGAAGGGCCUGGCUGGGCUGGAACUACCGCCAAUUAUAAACUGCGAAAGGGAUCUUUGGCGGCGGAAUGCGGCAUCUGGGAGACAACGGCCGGAGGAGAAGUCAGGCACAAAACAAGCGUCAGAUCUUUCCAGAGUCGAGAGUUGGGUUGGCACUUGA
Aspergillus calidoustus is the source of this 1140-nucleotide messenger RNA. Lineage: Eukaryota; Fungi; Ascomycota; Eurotiomycetes; Eurotiales; Aspergillaceae. The record is from the annotation of a GenBank genome assembly.